Messenger RNA from Fragaria vesca subsp. vesca, 2022 nucleotides. RefSeq lists its product as uncharacterized. The record is from RefSeq and is a predicted model, not a curated record. Bases 1 to 2022 code for a protein of 673 amino acids. Gene Ontology annotation, molecular function: protein binding. The transcript is spliced from 5 exons. Lineage: Eukaryota; Viridiplantae; Streptophyta; Magnoliopsida; Rosales; Rosaceae.
AUGUGGGCCAGAGACCGGAGUUACCCACCGGCCGGGUUCUUCACGCCACCGCCUCCACGGAAAUCAGGGCCGCCGAACCCUCCUCCGAUGUCGGAGAGGAAGAGAGUCUCGCCGGCGGCGGCAAGGUCUGAUCUUUUUCACGUCGCGCAUAAAGUUCCGGCCGGCGACUCCCCGUACGUCAGAGCUAAACAAGUUCAGUUGAUAGACAAGAACCCCAGCAAGGCCAUAUCCCUCUUUUGGGCAGCUAUAAAUGCCGGAGAUCGAGUUGAUAGUGCAUUGAAAGACAUGGCAGUGGUCAUGAAACAACUGGAUCGAGCUGAGGAGGCGAUUGAAGCGAUUAAAUCCUUUCGCCAUCUCUGCCCCUAUGAGUCUCAGGAGUCUCUUAACAAUGUGCUAGUGGAAUUGUACAAGAGGGCAGGAAGGAUUGAAGACGAGAUUGAAACGCUUCAGUCCAAACUGAAACGUAUGGAUGAAGGUAUAGCCUUUAAUGGAAAGAGGACAAAGACUGCGAGAGCUCAGGGGAAAAAGGUUCAAAUUACUGUUGAACAGGAGAGAUCAAGAGUACUAGGAAACUUGGCAUGGGCUUACAUGCAGCAAGGCAAUUACACAACAGCUGAAGAACAUUACAAGAAUGCUCUGGCACUGGAGCCAGAUAAGAACAAGCAGUGCAACUUAGCAAUCUGCUUGAUGCACAUGAACAGAAUUACAGAAGCAAGGCAUCUACUUCAAGCUGUAAGAGAUUCAGCUGGAAAUAAACCAAUGGAUGAAUCUUAUGCCAAGUCCUUCGAACGUUCUUUUGAAAUGCUGACUGAGCUAGAGCAGCAAUCAGUUCUAAGACCAAUUCAACAGAACGAGAACUACUGCACUGGAAUUUCAAGAACACCCAAACCUUCUGGUUCUGGUUAUAUGCCUAUGCCUCCCAGAAGGUGGACAGAUGGACCUGAAUAUGUGACUGUAGCUAAUGAACGUCAUAGAGAAUCUUUCAGACCUGGAAGCUGUGCAAAGUCUUUUGAUAAAUGGAAGAAAGAUUAUGAUCUCAAAAACACAGGUGAUAGCAGGCCUAGUUUUUCCAGCAGUGUGAAGCAAAAUCAGGAUGGUAUGACUGUAACAGAAGUAAAUCCACAUGAAAAAACAUAUGUUUCUCCAGUUCUAUAUACACAACCAAGAAGACCUUCAUGGGGAUUCAAUGAUGGACAUCAGAGAAGUGAGAUAUGGGGAAAUGGUGUUGGCAGUUCAAAUAAAAAGCUUCCACCUGAAAGAUCAGCAGGAAAUGUUCGAGCACAUGUUGUUCGGAAUCUGAAUGCAGACUUGCUAGCUUCAACUCCUAGAGAGUCAGACUCCAGUCUCUCUUCACGAAGUCACGGAGAUUGGAGGAUGCCCCAACGAGAUGCAGUGGCAAGACCUGUUUUGCAACCUGUAUCAAGUAUGACUUCUAGGGGGAAUGAAGGGUACCUCCCAGUGAGAAAUGAAGCCAUGAUCGACCGUUCUUCAAAGUAUACAGGAAAUGGUGACAUAAGAAGGGUUACUUGGGAUAAUGCUGGUAUGCAGAAAUCUGCUGCAGGAUCACAAGUGGUUGAUGAAAAUGCAAAAGCACUGCUGCUUUGUAUUGAUGAAGGUGACAGUCAGAGUUCUGGCACAACUGUUUUAGGGAGCAUGGAAAACAUGAAUGCUUCAGUGGAAGAAGAUUGCUUGGGAGACAACAGUUCUGGUACAUUAGAUAAUGUCCAUCAGUCCCCAGCAGAAAAUGAAAGGCCAACCCUCCACCAGUCCCCAGCAGAAACUGAAAAGCCAACCCCUGAUUUUUGGAAGUACAGUGGUAAGAAAAGCUGGGCAGAUAUGGUUGAAGAAGAAGAAGAAGAGCUGCGUAGUGGAACAACUGGGUAUUUUGAUAGUUGGAAUACUGGAGAUGAGUUUGAUGAUGAAAACAGGAAUCCCAACAUAAUGACUCCUCAAAGUCCUCAGUUUCAAACUCAAAUGAAGAGAAGAAACAGGCUGCAGAGUUUCCAGGAUAUAACCAACUGA